This is a messenger RNA of Drosophila ficusphila, 1357 nucleotides long. Its product is annotated as lipase 3-like. The record is from RefSeq and is a predicted model, not a curated record. Gene Ontology annotation, molecular function: hydrolase activity, acting on ester bonds. Bases 1 to 1296 code for a protein of 431 amino acids. Gene Ontology annotation, biological process: lipid metabolic process. NCBI's taxonomy places the organism in Eukaryota, Metazoa, Arthropoda, Insecta, Diptera, Drosophilidae. The transcript is spliced from 3 exons.
AUGGCUAGCUCUCACAUCGCUGUUUGCAACGCUUUGCUGGGCAUUCUCCUGGGAACCAUUGUCCAAGGAGCUCCGCUCUCUAAUGUAGGCGAUUCUACUGAGGUGAUCGACUUCUACCAGUUGUUUAAUAACCCCGAGGCGCAUUUGUCCCUAACCGAUGGUCCCGACACGAUUUACUUCAUCGAGGACCACGGUUAUCCUGCAGAGCGACAUUAUGUGACCACCGAAGAUGGCUACAUCAUCAGCCUAUUCCGAAUUCCCUUCUCCCAUAAUCUGCAAAAUCAAGAUGAUAAGAGACCGAUUGCCUUCCUCCAGCACGGACUCUUUGGAAGCUCUGAUGCUUGGCCGAGCUUGGGACCGGAUGAUGCUCUUCCCUUCCUGCUUUCUGAUGCAGGAUACGAUGUGUGGAUGGGCAAUGCCCGGGGAAACAGAUACUCCAGGAAUCACACGACUCGCUCCACCAAACAUCCUGACUUCUGGCGCUUCAGUUGGCACGAGAUUGCGUACUAUGAUAUUGCAGCAGCCAUCGAUUACACUUUGUCUACUGAAAAUGGAGAGGGGCAGGAGGGCAUCCACUAUGUGGGUCACUCGCAGGGAACCACUGUGAUGUUCGUCUUGAUGUCCUCGAGACCGGAGUACAACGAGAAGGUCAAGACGGCGCACAUGCUGGCUCCAGUGGCUUUCAUGGAUCACAUGGACGACAUAAUGGUCAACACCUUGUCUCCCUAUCUGGGAUUCAAUAACGUAUACUCAACACUCUUCUGCUCCCAGGAGUUCUUGCCCUAUAACGAUUUUGUCCUAGCUCUGAUGUAUAGUGUUUGUCUUCCGGGGUCAAUUGUUUCGAGUUUCUGCAGCAGCAGCAAUGAGACGACUGUUGAGCAAGGAAGAUCCAAUACGACGGCCACUGCCUUGCUGUCCGGAGUGAUGCCCGCUGGCAUUUCAACCGAUCAGGUUCUUCACUACAUGCAGGAACACCAAUCAGGACACUUCCGCCAGUUUGACUUCGGCACCAAGAAGAAUCUGAAGAUAUACGGAACCGAAUCCCCUCCGGAUUAUCCCACUGAACUGAUUACAACUGAAAUGCACCUGUGGUAUUCGGACAACGAUGAGAUGUCUGCAGUUGAGGAUGUCCUUAGGGUGGCGGAGACGCUGCCCAACAAGGUGAUGCACCACAUGGAGGAUCCACUGUGGGAUCAUAACGACUUCGCCAACAAUUGGGAAGUACGGCAGUACAUCAAUGAACCUAUUAUAGCCAUCAUGAACGAGUACGAGGCGAAGUCCAAGUCUGGCCAGUAGUUUAGUUUCUUUUCUUAAUUAUGAUAAUUAUUGAUAAUAAUGCAAAUGCGAACAAAAUCAA